Selaginella moellendorffii is the source of this 3006-nucleotide messenger RNA. RefSeq lists its product as uncharacterized. The coding region runs from base 58 to 855 and encodes 265 amino acids. The record is from RefSeq and is a predicted model, not a curated record. The transcript is spliced from 2 exons. Lineage: Eukaryota; Viridiplantae; Streptophyta; Lycopodiopsida; Selaginellales; Selaginellaceae.
UCCGCUCCUUUCUCGUUGUCUCUAGAUCACUCUGCUCUUUAUCCCGCUUUUAUAUUCAUGGCGCUGCCAUUGCUGAUGAAUAACAAUGAGUUCAAUCACGCUUUAGAGGUGUUCAGGAACGUGAGCUCCAACUCCAAGGCGGUCUCUCGAGCACGAUUCCUGCAUGUUGACGCUCAUGUGGCCACUGAUGUAGAUGUCUACAUUCCUGUAGCUAUUGCUGUGAACGCCCCGCCUCUUCCUGGAGCAAAUGCCGAGGUUUACAAGCUACCAAAGUUCCAUGUCCACGCCUUGGCAACUUUUACGGCUGUUGGAAUGCAACUCGCCCACUACUCUCCAAAGCUCAUCACCGAUCCCGCCGAGGCCAGCCAACAGGCCAAGCAUUUCCAGCAGUUUCUGACAGUGCUUGUCACCACAUUCCCGCAGUAUGUUUACCUCACGGCAGCGGCCAGCGAGGACAUGUCUGGCAGCUGCGACACGAUCUGGAAAGACGUCAGCGACUACCUGCAGCGCACCCACGACACUGAGACCGCUAACCAGAUUACCAAGACUUUGCAAAAGGCGCUGCUGCACGUCCCUACGUUUGCGCACGUCGAGGACAACACUAGUGUUCGGGCGCUGUACACGCUCUUCUCCUUCAGGUCGCCAGCCACAAACCCGGAGUUAAAUAUGUAUUGGGCGGACGCCACCAUGACAAAGAAGGCGGGGAAGAUCACCACCUGGGAAGCCACCAUAACCAUCACCAGCUUCACCGCUAAACUCAACAGUAAUUCCUUGGCUGCUGACGCCAACGCCUUGGCCAAAGUAAAGGCCAUGAGUGUUCAGAGCCUUGUGGAGGCGAUAAACUUUUUCGAUUAAUACCAUGAGGAAAAUCUCCUAAAGAAUAUUCCUGUGACAGCUUUCGUGACGGUGACUUAUCAGCAUAUACUCUUGUCAACGUUGUGAUCCAUUGAUUGGCCUUUCCAGGAAAUAUCACAUCCCCGAUGUUCUCUACUCAUCCUCUCAAAUCCCAGCCCGAAUCCAGAGUGCUUCACGAUCCCAUCGUCGCCAAUCCAGUACCACUCGUAUGUAGUUCUUCUACAUACGAGCCUGCAAGAAUCAAGCACACCAUUUCAGUGGCCCGGAGGUCUUACGAAACUCUCAAAUCCCCAUACCUUUGCAUCUGGCUCCCCAGGAGAAUCAAAGCCAGAGCUCUUGAAAGUCGUGUUUUUCUUCCAGGUCGGCGAGCUUGUGGGAGGGAGCCUUUUCCCGCCUCGCGCACUAGCAUGCCGCCAUCUGGCCAUCAUCGCUAUGAAACGCGUUUUGAUAGUCGCAUACAAAGACGGGCCCUUGGAAGAGCUGCUCUGCGAGAUACCUGGAAUGAGAAGAUCACCAGAAAACGUUGAUUUUGGUUUCCCUCUAACACACCUUUGGUGCUUGCUCCAUUGCACAGGAGUUUCGAAGGGAAAGUCUUUCACGCAUAAGAUCACGCAAAGGAAAGAAUAAAUCUCGAUUGCUUGUGUGUAAGUUAUCCUUCCGAUUUGCAGGAAUGAGGAGCGGACGCCUUGUCAAGGAUGCGGUCGGUGAGCACAGAUCUCUGGGAGGAAAUCGUCUCCAGCGGCCUCGCUAAUCUCGUCAUGGAAAUGUAUGGAAAGUGCGGCUGCUGAUCGUGGCGUGAGCUUGCCGUAGACGUUGAGCAGCACUGUGGCGAUGGAGAUUCUGCGGUACUUGCUUGUGUGCCUCAGCUUUCAGCUUCCCAAGAUCCUGGGCGAAAGCUUGCAGGAGCUGGCUGGCAGAACCUCGUGGGAGACCAGUGGGGCAAAUGCGAGCUCAUUAUCUUAGGCCAGCGGCGACGAAUACCGCGUGGAUCUGAGGCGUUGAAUGAAGAAGCAUGAGUGCCACCGCUUCUCGCAUCGGGCAAAUGCCGCCGUCGCAAUGUUCCACGAGAAAACAUCUCAAUCUUCCAUCUUGUGGAAGGCUCCCAAGGCGUCUGCCGCUCUUCCAGGGGGUCCAAUUCAAGGACGCCGUCACCUGGAUGUCGGAGUUGGCACUCUGUCAAAGGGAUCAAAAGAGCAGUGAAAGGACACAAAGGCAGUGUAAAGAGAGAAAAGAGCUGCAAACCUGUUUGCGCGACAGGUGGAUUGACCAUAUACAUCAGAAAUACAAGAGUCCCAGCACCAAGCCGAGGGUAGGAGCAGGCAAGACAAGAAGGCCAAAGACGAGGCACUCUUGCGUUUGGAGGCCGAGAAACUAGCCAGGGAGAAAGCCGAAGCGGCGGCCAAGCAAAGAGUGGAAAGGAUACAGAGGAAGUCCGAGGCGGACUUGCGGGCUCACAGGGACGAGAUACACAAGCUGGAGCAGGAAGUUUGCAAGCUCAAGCUCAGUGCUAGGGAGCUAAGCUUGUCAAUGGAUCUGAGCGAGCAGGACGCGGUGGCGAUGGUGUGGGGCUGACUGACUGGUUUGGCUUUCUUUGUAUAAUAGGGGACUAUGGAGUUAGCUUUGCAAACGAGUGCUAUGGUUGCUUCCUCGACGUUCUGGGAAGAGCGGGGCGUUUGGAAAUCGCCGAGGAUAUGAUUUGCAACAUGCCGUUCGAGCCGAGUGCCUGCAAAACGCACAGCGACAUCGCUCGAGCACUGCGGGUGACAAACUACAUCAACCAUUUCGCUCCAGACAAGAAGACGCAGUCGUGCAUGCUUCUGGCCAACACGUACGCUGCCUGGUGGCUAUGGACCCGUGCCAUCGGCCUUGCUACUCGGGCAGGAGACGAGAGAGCGCUCGAAGAGUUUUUCGAGGAACUUGAGCAAGAACAAGAAGCUAUUGAGAUAUCGUGACGAGUUUCACGACUUUUUCGUUUCAAACUGCGAGAAUCGCUGCUGUGCUCCAGAUUCUCUCGACAGCGUCGUCGAUCCGGGAGAGAAAAUUCUAAGACUUGGGAGAGCGAACAGCUUUCUCUUCUCAAAAGUUUUGCGCUGCCUAUUGUUUAUCUCCAGAAUCUAAUCACCUGGAAAACAAACUUAUUGUUUAUCGAGA